GGGAGAGGAUGUGGUGUAGUAGGAUAGAACUGAAGACAGACCCGCACGGAAAACCGUCGUCCAUCGACAGAAGAGAUGCGCGAUAUCAACACAGAACUGAGAGAACGAGGGAGAGGGCGAUGUAAAGAUGGAGAAAUAAUUUGAGAUGCACGCAGAGUCGAGGGGGUUCGUUUUCACCGCUUUUCACCACGUUCUUUGGAGCUAGAAACGCAGAGCGUCGCGUCGAAAUCGAAACGGGGGGCGGCGGGAGGGGGCCAUCAUGGGGAACGAAGCGAGCCUCGAAGGCGGCGAAGGGGUGCUUGCUGGAUUACCGGAGGGGCUCGCACCGGACGGGAAAGGAGGCUUCAUUCGGACCUCCACGGGGGCACAGGUGGACCUGAGCCAACUAAGCGAGGAUGACAGAAAGCAACUCGCAGCGGCUAUGUCAAGGGCGCAAGCCAACAAGCCCGGGGGCGCGCCCGCUCGAAGGCCCUCGGAGGCCGAUGUUCAGCAGCGGCCCCAGCAGCCAAGGGUUGGACCCUCUGUUCGGCUUAGCAAGAGUCGCACCGUAGACGCGUUUGGAGAGGGCCCCACUGGCAGGCCGGCUCCUGGCCGCAGUCCCUCGUCCCUCAGCCUCUUAGAGUCCCGAUUCAGGCAGGAGCCUAAGGACCCAGAGAAGAAAACAGGCAUGUUUGGCUCCAGCUUCCUGAGUGGGGCCAACCCGCUUAAUGCUGUCUCAUCCAUGACCUCCCAGGUGUCCUCUGGAAUGUCCUCAAUGUCCUCCGAGGUCACCUCCAUGGGCUCCGGGGUCAACAUGCCCUCAUUUGGCCUGUUUGACAAGGAAGAAAAGCCUGGAGAGAAGCCCCAAGGUGGGCCCCCAGGGCCGGGCAGCAAGGGCCCCCAGCAGGGGGGGCCAAGACCCCCUGGCCCCGGACAAGGGCCCAGACCCCCUGGGCAGCAAGGGCCCAGACCCACUGGUCAAGGACCCCUUGGGCAGCAAGGGCCCAGAACCCCUGGCCCCGGACAAGGGCCCAGACCCCCUGGGCAGCAAGGGCCCAGACCCACUGGUCAAGGACCCCCUGGGCAGCAAGGGGCCAGAACCCCUGGCCCCGGACAAGGGCCCAGACCCCCCGGGCAGCAAGGGCCCAGACCACCUGGUCAAGGACCCCCUGGCCAGCAAGGACCCAGACCCCCUGUCUCCGGACAAGGGCCCCCUGGGCAGCAAGGGCCCAGACCACCUGGUCAAGUCCCCCCUGGGCAGCAAGGACCUAGACCCCCUGGCCCCGGUCAAGGGCCCCCUGGGCAGCAAGGACCCCCUGGACCCGGUGCACAGCCAGGCGGGCCAGCUAAAGCUGGGGGUCCCCCUGGUCCACAAGGCCCUGGUAAACCACCUGGAGGUGGGCUGUGUCCGCUGUGCAAAAGUACCCAGCUCAACGUGGGCUCCAAGGAGCCGCCCAACUUCAGCAACUGUACCAUGUGUAAGAACCAGGUGUGCAGCCUAUGUGGAUUCAGCCCCCCAGACUCGGAGGGUAAAGAGUGGCUGUGUCUCAACUGCCAGAUGCAGAGGGCUAUGGGGGGUAUGGAUGACCCUCCUAUGAUGGGCAAGGGCUCUGCCCCUCCUUCACCCUCAAGGAAAGACCCUGGAAAAGAUGGAAAGAAGCCCAAUCUACUGAUUAAGCAGCAGAGCAUCUCCGACAGAGGCUUAACCCCUCCAACCACGCCCAAACAGAAAUCCCCCGGCCCAUCUUCCCCGAAAGGCAGCCCCCAGCCCUCACCGGCCAAAGGUAAACAGGAGUCCAGCUUCUUCGGGGGCCUGGGGGGCAUCAGCCUAGGGGGGCUCACCGAUGUGGCCAAGCCUCCAGCCGCUGCCUCCCAGGCGGCCGAGUCCAUCACGGGAACAAUGUUCAGUGGCUUUGGUGGGUUCACUGGAUCAGCCAAACCUGAUCGGGCCAAAGCUGCUGCUGGUACCCAAAAAACAGCAGAGUCGGUGACGGGAAAGAUGUUCAGUGGGUUCGGUGGUUUUACUGAGACAGCCAAGCCCCGGCGGCUGCCUCCCAGAUGUUUGGCUUUGGCUCACUCCCCCUUCUCUGCCCCCGGGUCUCCCCAUGGUUCUCCCCCGGACUCUCCCUUCUCCGCUCCCGGGUCCCCCCCCGACUCAGACAGCCCUGACACCCCACCUGCCUCCAAGAAGGCCCCAAAACGUGCCGUCUCCCUGCUGAAGGACCAAAAGUCCAUAGAAGCAGAUCCCUCCAUGGAGCCUCUGAAAGCGGGGGAGCCGCUUACUACGGCCACAGGAUCGGGGGCCCAGGAAAACUGCCCUCUGUGUAAGGUGGAGCUGAACGUUGGAUCAGCAGACCCCCCUAACUACAGCAACUGCACUGAGUGCAAGAAGAGUGUGUGCAACCUGUGUGGCUUCAACCCCACACCUCAUCUUGGUGAGAAAGAAUGGUUAUGUCUCAACUGCCAGACCCAAAGAGCUCUCUCUGGCCAGCUGGGCGAUAUGCCCCCUCCACCAUCUCCUGUGAAGAAGCAACUACCCACACCUACCCCUACCCCUCCUGCCUCCCCUGCCAAAGUCCCUGACUCCCCAGCUGCUGCUGCCUCUCCAUUAACGGGAAGCCCCUCAGUCACUCAGGUAGAGGCAGCAGCAGCAAAGGAAGACACCCAGCCGCUUCCCAUGUCCAAGGUAGUAGCAGCACGCACCCCGCCCCAAACACCAGACGCUGCGUCUGCAAACACAGACACCACACCCAUCCCACCUGAGCAUGCCACCCCUCCUUCUGAUAGUGUCCCAGAGGAGAAAGAAUCAGAGCAGGCUGAAACAGUGGAAGCUAUAUCUGAGACUAUACUGGAUGAGCCUGUGACAGAGAGUGUAGUGGAGAGUGCUGUCGAAGCCUCAGUGGUGGAGAAAGACCAAGAGCAGGCUGAAGCAAUAGAAGCUAUAUCUGAGACUAUACUGGAUGAGCCUGUGACAGAGAGUGUAGUGGAGAGUGCUGUCGAAGCCUCAGUGGUGGAGAAAGACCAAGAGCAGGCUGAAGCAAUAGAAGCUAUAUCUGAGAGUAUACGAGCUGAGCCUGUGCCAGAGAGUGUAGUGGAGAGUACUGUUGAGGCUCCGGCAGUGGAGAAAGACCCAGAGCAGGCUGAAACGAUGGAAGCUAUAUCUGAGACUAUACUGGAUGAGCCUGUGACAGAGAGUGUAGUGGAGAGUGCUGUUGAAGCCUCGGUGGUGGAGAAAGACCCAGAGCAGGCUGAAGCAAUAGAAGCUAUAUCUGAGACUAUACUGGAUGAGCCUGUGCCAGAGAGUGUAGCGGAGAGUGCUGUUGAGGCCCUGGCAGUGGAUCACCCAGAGAGUGUAGCGGAGAGUGCUGUUGAGGCCCCGGCAGUGGAUCAUCCAGAGACUAUGCCAGAGAAAGUUACAGAAGAACAGUCACCACCCGAAUCAGAUUUCCAGCCUGCAGUUGUAGAGGAGCCUGUCAUUGCUCCCCCUGUAGAGAAUGAGUCAGAAAAGCCUGUUGAGGCAGCACCCGAGCCAACUCCAAGCCCAGAUAAAGUGCAGAGUGAAUCUACACCAGAGGAGAUCUCACCGGCUCCCUCUGCAGGUAGUGAGAAAGAGGAGCUCAUCCUAGAGAAGGUUCUUGAAGAGGAAGCUAAGCCGGUAGAGCCAGAGGUGAUUCCAACACCUGAAACGGUCACACAGGAAACUACUGUCCAACCUGACCAAUCACCAGAGCCUGUACCGCCAGCUCCUGCAGUCACUGAGGAAGAAGGGAAAGCAGUGAUGAUUGAGGAAAAACCUAGGCAGCCACCUAAAGCUGAGGAGAAAGCUCCUACACCCCCUGCAGUCACCGAGCAGGAGGAGAAAACUAAAGAGCCAGAGCCUCAAGCAACUACUGUUGAACAGCCUCCAACUGAGGUGUCUUCAGUACAUACAGGUCCAAUAGCAGAGAGGUCAGAUGUGGCGACUAAGAUGCCAGAGGUGGCUCGGGCUCCACCAGUUAAGGUUGUAGAGAAUUCGGCCUCAGCUCCCGAAGCCCCUAAUGGGCCGGUAGAGGAUUGUGCAUCUCCCAAACCAGCAGAGCUAGAGCCUGUGCCUUCACAAAAAGAGGAGGUACCCCCUGCAGUAGACGAAACUCCCCCUGCAGUUGCUGAGAAUGAACAGCCUAAAGAGGUAGAGACCGUUCCACAAACUGAGGCAGUUGAGUCUGUAGCCCCAUCUCCUCCUCUAGUUACUGCUAAAGUUGAGAAGAAGCCUGUAGAGAAGGAGGAAGAACCAAUACCGCCAGCCCACGUAGAGGAUAAACCUGUAGAGAAGGAGGAAGAGUCAAUUCAGCCAGCCCAAGUUGAGGAGAAGCCUGUAGAGGAGGCAGAGCCAAUACCGCCAGUCCAAGUUGAGGAGAAGCCUAUAGAAGAGGCAGAGCCAAUUCAGCCAGCCCACAUAGAGGAUAAACCUGUAGAGAAGGAGGAAGAGUCAAUUCAGCCAGCCCAAGUUGAGGAGAAGCCUGUAGAGAAGGAGGAAGAGUCAAUUCAGCCAGCCCAAGUUGAGGAGAAGACUGUAGAAGAGGCAGAGCCAAUUCAGCCAGCCCAAGUUGAGGAGAAGACUGUAGAGAAGGAGGCAGAGCCAAUAACGCCAGCCCAAGUUGAGGAGAAGCCUAUAGAAGAGGCAGAGCCAAUUCCGCCAGCCCAAGUUGAGGAGAAGACUGUAGAGGAGGCAGAGCCAAUUCCGCCAGCCCAAGUUGAGGAGAAGCCUGUAGAGGAGGCAGAGCCAAUUCCGCCAGCCCAAGUUGAGGAGAAGCCUGUAGAGGAGGCAGAGGCAAUUCAGCCAGCCCAAGUUGAGGAGAAACCUGUAGAGAAGGAGGCAGAGCCAAUUCCGCCAGUCCAAGUUGAGGAGAAGCCUGUAGAAAGUGAGGCAGUAGUAAAGAAAGUACCAGAGGCUUCUCCUGCACCUCCUGCUGCUGAACCAGAAAACGUUAGCCCUGAGAGAGAUUACGAAAGGACAGAGUCAGAAACAGUGGUUGAACCCAGCCCAGAAGUCAAAGCCGAGGAGUCAGUUUCACCAUCCCCUUUUGAGAAAAAAGUCCCUGAACAGCUCCCAGAACCUGAACCACAAUCAGCUAAAGUUGAUCAGAUCCCACCUCAGGGGGCUGUAGAAGCUCCAGCACCAGUAGUAGAAAAAAACACAAAUGAAACUGAAACGGAGGCUGGAGCAGAAUGUGUAGGUCAGAAAGACGAAAAUCUGACAUCUGUGGAUACAAAGGUUGAACCAGAGCCAACAGCAGAUAAUAAGGCUGAAAAAACCCAGGAUGAGUCUACUGCUCCAGCUUCUGAAGCUAAAGAGGAAGAAAAGGUCAAAGCAGAGCACUUAGAACGAGCUACAGAGGCAGCGUCACUAUCAUCUGCUGCUAGUGAGCCACAAGCCCCUGAGAACGUUUCAGAGGAGAAACCCACACAGGAAGGAAAAGACGCUGCAAACAUAGCUGAAAAUAAACAAGAGGUGUCUAUAGCUGAGAGUAGGGUGCCAGCUCCUACUGUGUGUCAUGAGAAAGCAGUGCAAGAGAAAGAAUUAUCCAAACAUGAAUCCAAGCAAACUCCAAAGACAGACUCUGUGUCUGAGAGCAUUCAGCCAGAGAAAGAGAAAGUGGUUGUGUCACCACCUGUAGUUAGUGAAAAGCAAGAACAUUUUUCAGUAUCAGAGGUGAAAGCUGUGAGUGACAGACAGGGCAGCGCAGAAGACAAAAAAAUACCAGAGCAGACUAAAAUAUCUGAAACUGUAUCUGAAAAUGAGUCUAUUGCCCCAGCCCCUGUAGUAGAACCUGACACCCUAGUCCCUGUAGUUGGUGAACAGGACGACGACAAACCCCUGAAUGAAGAGAAGAUAAUAGAGGCUGAACUGGAUGCAGUUGGAGAGGUAACGCUGAAAGACCCUGGAGAAAAAAACACCAUCGCCAAGGAUAGCAGUCCCACCAGCCCCUCAGACCUUGCCAAGCUUGAGAGCACUGUCCUUCCCAUACUAGAGGCCCAGGCUACACAACCAAAGGAUAAUUCAGACAAACUGACGGACUCACUCAAGACCAGACGCAAACUUGAGGUGCUACCCCUCUCACCUGAAUCUCCCAGCACAGAGGAUGACCCAGAACUCUCAGAGAAGAAGGACGCCUCAGCAAAGAAAAAGCUGCUGGUGCCGACAGACAUCAGGGGUGACUCGUUGGAGGACAGCAGUGAGAGCUUAGGGAAAGAUAGUCCCGUGUCAGGGGAUGACGAAGACUUAAUUCGUAAACAGAUCAUGGAGAUGAGUGAGAACGAGGAUGCUUCGCCGUCAGACGAAGAAAACCUCAUCCGGCGAAAGAUCCGAGAUCAUGAGAGGAAACAAAUGGAGCAGGAGAAAGGGGAGAGGAAGGAGAGAAGCGCAAUGGCAAAAGGCAGGCGGCUCCUCAAGAAGAACACCAUCAGCCCUGAGGACGAAGAUGAGCGGCAAAUCUCACUGGAUAAACCUGACAAGGCAUGGAAAGAGGGAUCGAAACCCAAAGUCUCAGACUCUCAGGAAGGGGAACAGCCUUCGGCCGAUAGAGUUGUGGCAGUACGCCAAUUCAGAACCAUCGAGCUCAACACGACUACCACCCCUGUGCGCAUACCGGGUACGUCAGAUGAUGGAGAGCUUGAGAUGGAAAGCCUCACCAACUCCCCUGAUGAUCGCUCCAGGGGCGAUGGGUCCUCCAGCCUGCACGCAUCCAGCUUCACCCCUGGGACAUCGCCUACAUCCCUAUCCUCUUUGGAUGAGGACAGUGACAGCAGUAGUCCCAGCCGCAUGCACAGUGGCGAGGGGAAACAGCACAGAAAAGCGAAGCAUAGACAACAAGGCCAAGGUCUACCCACCAUCGAAGACUCUUCUGAGGAAGAGGAGUUACGAGAGGAGGAGGAUCUGUUAAGAGAACAGGAGAAGCAGAAAGGCUCUGGGAAGAAGUCGAAGAAGGACAAAGAGGAGAUCCGAGCUCAGAGGAGGCGGGAGCGUCCCAAAACACCGCCUAGCAACCUCUCUCCCAUUGAAGAUGCCUCCCCAACAGAAGAGCUGAGGCAAGAGGCAGAGAUGGAGGAGUUCAGGCGAUCAUCCUUAUCCGAUUUCUCUCCCAGCAUUGAGUCAGAACCAGAGGGAGUUGAGAUCAAUGCUGCAAAGAUUGCAGCAGUACAGAAAGUAUAUCAACUUCCUACAUCUGUUUCUCUCUACUCUCCAACAGCUGAUCAAGGUGCUAAUAAAAGCCCUGAAAAACGAGCCCUGAAAACGGCAGACGAAGCCUACGAAGAUAUCAUGCUAAAGGCUAAAACACCCACAAAGGAAAAGGUGGACAUCCCUCUGGGGAAAGAGUCCCUCUAUGGGGGGAUGCUGAUAGAAGAUUAUGCCUAUGAGUCUCUUGUUGAUGGAAAUGGAAAGAAAGUCCAGCAGCAGGAGCCUGAGAAAAUCUCAGUGCCAGCUCAGCCCAAAAUACUGAGAUCUCCAGAUGAGGUUUACGAAGACAUGAUGGAGAAGAAGAAAGAAUUCAUGUUGCUGGAGCAGGAACUGAAAAAAGCACAGUCCGUGUCAGAUAGACCCACACCAGAGAUUGUAUUGCAACCCACUGAGCCAACCAGAUCCACAAGUGUUACAGUUACUAUAGGCAAGGAUGGGAAACCACUGCUCGAUGCUGAGGCUACGUAUGAGGAACUCAUGAAGAAAGUUCUGACUCCUGGGACGAGCCCGACACAGCAGGGUCCUGAUAUAUCUGGGGCGGCCCCUGGUGGUGAGUUCGAAGGUACUGAAUCCAGAAGGGCUCUGCGUCCCAUACCAGACCUGAGGGUUACACAGUGCUCCUCAGGGGAGGAGGACGCUGAUGAAGAGGCCACUGAGACCAAAAGUCAAGAUAAGCCAAAGACUUCUUCAGACAUUCCUAAAGCUGAUCAGGCACCCUUAACAGCUGCUGCAGAAACUAAGUCCAAAUCAGUUGCUUGCAAGGUCCCCCCAUUAACAACUUCAGACCAACCACAGACCCAAUUUGAAACUUCCCAGGCUGACCAGCCUCUGGACAUAACCCAACAGGAUGUCAUGGACUUGUCUAGUAUAAAGUCCUCAGCCCCUGCUGUUGCCAGUGUAUCGCCCUUACCCACCGUCCCUCAGUACACCCCCACUGUCCCCAGUGUAGUGUCGACCACCCCACCAGUGCCCCCCAAACCAGCCAUCCUGCACAGGGCUCUGUCUCAGGAAAAAGCAGACAUUCCUGAACCCCCUCCACUGCCCCCUCCCACGAUGCCAAAGCCAUCGGUUUACCCCAGGAAACCCCCUGUUCCGCUUCCAUCUCAGGCUAUAAUCAGGUCAGAACAUGUUGCCAUGACAACAGCCCAAGGGUCGCCGGUAAGACAGCCUCAUAUCCCCCCACCGGUUCCUCCAAAGCCAGCAAUCCCUGCUGGAAUGGGGUACAGCCACAGGCCAGGGGAAAAUGUCAAACCACCCCUUGCUCCAAAACCUGUCUCUCAGCCUGGCUCUCCUGCCCACAUCCAAUAUCCAAGACCCACUGCCCUCCACACAGGCCAUGCUGAUAUAGCCCUGAAUCUGAGCCCCUCAGCUGAAUGCAGGCCAGGUCACUUCUCAGGUCAUUCCUCGGGUCACUCCUCGGGUCACCCAUCCCCCACUUCUCCGCGAUACGGCAAUCGACACGAAACUUAUGUGGUUAUAACUCUGCCAUCCCAGCCCAACUCUCCAGUGGAAGGGAUCACCACCCAGGCCCCAUUCAGUCCUGGUCCAGCAUCUCCUUCAAGACAUGCCCAACCUCCACCUCAACUUCAAACACAGUAUCAACCACAACCUCAACCCCAGAAACAACCACAGCCACCUCCACCACACACAAAUAGGAUGCCCCUGGCAUUCACUCGCAUCACUGAGUCCAUGGAAAGUCAAGAGAUAUGUGGGCCAGAGAAAGUUGUGUCAAGCUCCUGUCAUGUCAUUGAGGCUAUUUCAGCAUCCGCUCCACCCCCAGAGGUCCGGUUAGGGCAGGUCACUCAGUUUGUGACGACAGAAGUUCAAAGAACCAUGGUGUCUGUCCGACACGAAAGGUCACCGCCCCCACCUCCGGCCCCAAGAGCGAACGGUGUUCCAAUCUCACUGGAGAAACCUAAACCACAACAGACACAGAGUGCACAGGGCUACCAGCCAGGGGAGGUAGUAGAUCUUCGUACCAUGAAGGUGAAUUCAGAAUCGGCCAUGAAAGUGGUGGAUCUGUCUUCUUCAGAUGUUAGACGCCAGUCCUUGGCCACAGACGGUCGUCAGACAAGCGCAGUGCAGUCCCCAGUGGUAAAUCUCAGCACUGAGUCGACCAGUGUUUCCAUAGUGACUGACAGCAUCACCAUAGUUACAUGUGCUGCCACCAUACAAAGUUACGAAAAUACCAACAUAUCCCAAGUCCCUUCUCUGCCCCUUCAGCUUACAACCACAAACAAAGCCUUCGAGCCUGUUUGUCAGAUUAUCUAUCGGCCCAUAGAUGCACAGCCCACAACCAGCAACAAUGCUGAGAUCCCGAUUAACCUUUCUCUAGGACCUGGCACAGGCUUAGGGUCAUUCCAGCCACCUGUCACUAUCGCCCCUACCCCUGCCCUAGGGUGUGUGGCUAAUGGUCUGAGCAGCGGGAUGCCGACAGUAGCAGGUGCAGUGGACCUUAGCACAGCCAAACCCUUCAACACUGUGGUUUCGGUCGACGCUUCCUCUGCGGAAGUGUUCACAGCUGUGAUCACAGAGGAGGAUGGGAAACCCGUGGACCUGACAGCUGGGAGAAGAGCUGUCUGCUGUGAUGUUGUCUACAAGCUGCCAUUUACAGGUAGCUGCACCACCCAGCAGCCCACUACUCCAUUGCCCGAAGACCGCUUCGGUUACCGAGAUGACCACUACCAAUAUGACCGCUCACCGUACAACAUGAGGGGCUUCGGUGGCAUCAAACCCUCCAUGUCCGACACCAAUCUGGCUGAGGCCGGGCUUUUCCUCUAUAAGAGCAAGAACAGUUACAAUUUCCAUGGCACCACAGAGGGUGCAGUAGACCUGACAUCCUCCAAGACAUCUGAUGCAGGUGUAGCUUUGGACUUCUCCACCAAAGGCUCAGGGUUAUAUUCAGGAAUGAUAAUCCCCCCAUAUUCCCAAGCUAGAGUCAAAGGAGCUGUUGGGACACACUUUGGCACGAGCAGUGUCCUGAGAUCCUCCAAUGGGGUGGUGUACUCUUCAGUCUCAGUACCAAUCCCAUCCACCUACGCCAUCACCACACAACCUGGGUCCAUAUUCAGUACCACUUACAACUCCCUGUCGGCAGGCAUGCACACCAGCGACACCAUGCCAUCCCUAUCCACUCUCCAGAACCAGCCCAUGACUCGGUCCCACAGCUUCAUCUCCACCACCUCUGCAGACAAUCAAGGGGAUGUCCCCCUCAACCUGGAACUUGCUAAAGAUGGCAUAUCCACCACUGUGGCCCUCAGCACCAAAACAGUCACCCUGGCCCUGGAAAGGCUGGACUCGUACACGGACUCGUCCCUGGAGGCUAUCGCCGCCUCGCUGGAGGCCCUGUCCUCGCCCUGUGUGCCAGGGGAGGGCCAGUACCAGAUGCAGCGUGAGAUUCUGGAGAUGGAGAAGUUCAAACAGCAGCGGUUGGCUGAAGAACUGGAGUGGGAGCGUCAGGAGAUCCAGCGCUUCCGUGAGCAGGAACAGAUGCUGGUGCAGAAGGAGCUGGAGGAGCUGCAGUCCAUGAAGCAGGCCAUCCUGUGCCAGCAGGAGGAUGAGCGCCAGGCCCACCUCAUGAUGCAAAAGGAAACCUAUGCCCAGCAGCAGCAGCAGCUAGAGCAGAUCCAGAGGCUCCAGGAGCAGCUCCGAGCACAGCUGGAGGAGCAGAAGUUCCGGAAGAUGUACCCGGGGGAGGUGUUGCUGGGGCAUGGCCAGCAGGAGGCAGUCGUCCUGGGGCCGGACGGCACCGAGCUGGCCCGGAAAAUCAUGGACAGUGGGUGUCAGACGGACGACGAGGACAGUGUUGUCGAUAAAGCCUACACGGCAGGGAGGAAGAAGAGAAGCACGGCCAAGAAGAGUGUAGACAGCUGCGUGCAGACGGACGAUGAGGACCAGGAGGAGUGGGAGCCUGCUCGGGCCAGACGUAGCAGGCCCCGCACGUCAAGGGGGGACAGAGGCGGACAGACUUCUGAUAUAUCCAUUCAGGCUCACUCCGAGAUCUCCAUACAGACGGACUCUGCAGGGAAUGUAAGAAUGGACACCAGGAUGGAGCUCUCCGACUCGGAAAGUCCACAUUGGGAAGACAAGAGACGGCCCACGCCCUUGGAGAUAGAACAGUCUGGCCACCUCAGAGCUGACCCCUCCUCACUUCAGGCCCCGCCCAAAUCCCCCAAUGUUCUCUACUCCCCCAUAUCCCCCUGCAUAUCCCCAAGCAAAUCCCUUGAGUUUGUGUCCUAUGAGAAAUCACUGGGUGAUACAAGCCCACAGAGAAUAAGAGGGAGUACUGAUCCGACCAAAGUCUCUCCAACCGGCAGCCCCAAGGGACCUAAGGCCAUGCAGAGAUCCAUGUCCGACCCCAAGCCCAUGAGUCCAACUGGAGAGGAGAGGGCAUCAUCCAGUUUCCAGUAUGGUGACGGUUCCUCCGGCAAAAGCUCGUCGGGCAGCACCCCAACUGGCACCGGCAAGAAGGUGAAGAGGACCCUGCCCAACCCGCCCUCAGAGGAGGAGGCAACAGCCGCCGGCCAGACGGCCUACAGCACUGGCUCGGCCCGCCGUCGCAUGUGCCGCAACACCAACAUGGCGAGAGCCAAGAUCCUGCAGGAUAUCGACCGAGAGCUGGACAUGGUGGAGCGUGAGUCGUCCAAGCUCCGCCACAAGCAGGCGGAGCUAGAUGAAGAAGAGAAGGAGAUCGACGCCAAGCUACGCUACCUGGAGAUGGGCAUCAACCGCAGGAAAGACGCCCUCCUCAAGGAGAGGGAAAAGAGGGAGCGGGCCUACCUGCAGAGCGUGGCCGAGGAUCGUGACUACAUGUCAGACAGCGAGGUCAGCAACAUCCGGGAGACACGGAGCGGCCGUGGCAGUGGAGAAGAUGAUGAGAUGGGAAGUCACGGGCUGGAGCGCCCCAGGACGGCACCCCAAUCAGAGCUGGAUGAUUUUGUGCCACCACAGACCACACACGAGGCCCAGUACGGCACGUACUCCCAGUACCAGUACCCACUGAGCCAGACGCUGUACCAGCAGCAGUCACUCUACCAGUCUCCCCAGUCCUACCAGUCUCAGUCCAUCUAUUCCUCAGUCCCAUCCCUGUCUAGCUCCCAGCAGCAGAGCUACCACCAGAUGCUCCUUCUCCAGCAGAAGGCAGCCAGGCAGGCGGCCCUGAUCCAAGAGUUGGACGCGUCGUCAAAGUACGAAAUCAUCAGCCGACAGCCCGACCCCGUGUCCUCUGCCUACAUGGGAGGGGUCAGGUACGACAAGUACGGUAACCACUUGGACCUCCGGGCCCUGGAGGUGGGGGGCAGCAUGGCUGGCAGCCCCAUGUCCAACGUGUCGGCCGACUCCUUCUAUGGAGACGUGGAGCACCACCACCACACUCCACGAAGCUACGUCCUCCUAGAAGAUGCGGCAGAGCUGGCCAAGAGCUCCACGAGUCUGGCUUCAUCCAGCUACGCCCAGGCCGAGAAGGAGCUGGCUAAGGCAGAAAGGCUGUUGCGAAGAAGUGCAGCCGACUUGACCUCCACCGACUACCUGGGCUCCAGCUCCAGGCUCCACUCCGGGUAUGGAAAGACCCCAGACGAUGAGGACUCCAUGGACGACCCCUACGAGCUGAAGCUCCUCAAGCAGCAGCUGAAGCAGGAGUUCCGGAGGAGCACAGGGGGAACAGAGAGCCUGGACCCGCUGACAGGUCUCUCCCACAACUACUACGGCACCCCCAGCUCGGGUGUCUCCUCCUCCCAGAGUUACUCCCAAAGACACUACCCCAAGACGGAGAAAUACAGCAUCAGCCGGCUGACCCUAGAGAAGCAGGCAGCCAAGCAGCUCCCGGCAUCCAUGCUGUACCAGAAGCACAAAGCCCCGCUGACCGACCCCAAAGUCUCCAAGUACUCCUCCAUGCAAGACGGCAGGAGUCUGGAGACAGACUAUACCAGCUAUUUAGGGUCCAGUAACGUUAGCGCAUCUCCCAGAUCCAGCCGGCUCCUUCAGGACGAGAUCACAUUUGGACUACGCAAGAACAUUGCAGAGCAGCAGAAGUACCUGGGCUCCACGUUGGGUGCCAACCUGGCUGGCUCGCUCAACUUCGGCCAGAGCCUGGCCUUGGACUCGACUUCCUACCCCAGUGGCAGCCGGUCACGGCCCUCUUCUAGGCCCAACUCCGUCUAUGGCCUGGAUCUCUCACUCAAAAGGGACCCAUCCAGUUCCUCUUUGAGGCUCAAGGGGGACGGCGAGGCGGCCUCAGACAGCUACCAGAUGCCAUCAGGGCGUGCCAAGCCCACCAGCCUGCCCAUCGUGCAGGGCGGCCGGGGGCGCAUCCCCAUCUUGGCGCAGAACUCUGAGGAGGAGAGCCCGUUGAGUCCUGUGGGCCAGCCUAUGGGCAUGGCGCGGGCGUCGGCGGGGCCCCUGCCGCCCAUCUCGGCCGACUCACGGGACCAGUUUGGUUCGUGCCUCUCCCUGCAGGACUCCCAGCAGCAGCAGCACCUGAGGGAAGAGCCAACGAGGGGUCGGGGCUACGUCUUGAUGGACGACCUCCAGGGCACCAUGUCGGACGGCGAAGCCUACCACCUACGGCUAGAGGAAACGGACUGGUUUGACAAACCCCGCGAGGGACGACCAGAGAACGGACAAGGACCGGACAGGAGACAGGGGAAGGGUGUUUACUACCCCUUUCCUCACACCAGAGUCAAACUGCAGAGGGAUCCCAAGGACCGCAGCGUGUCAGGGAAUGGAUUGGGUAUCAGAGUGGUGGGAGGUAAAGAGGUUCCAGGGACCAACGGACACAUCGGAGCCUACGUAGCUAAAGUCUUACCUGGAGGAGUUGCCCAACAGACUGGGAAGAUACUAGAGGGAAUGCAGGUGCUGGAGUGGAACGAGCUUCCUCUGACGGGGAAGACCUACGAGGAAGUGCAGGUGCUUGUGGUACAGCAGUGUGGCGAGGCAGAACUCUGCGUGAGACUAGAUCUUAACAUGCUGGCUGACUCAGAGGGCUCUCAGCACCUUGAUCUCCCAGACCAGAGCAAACCAGGUGACAGACCCCCCAGGUCUCCAGGGGUGGAUCCGAAACAACUGGCUGCAGAGCUACAGAAGGUGUCCCUGCAGCAGGCUCCUCCACCUACCACCGCUACGUCCUCCUCCUCCACAGUGGGGGGAGAGAAAGGACCCCACUCUGCCAUCUCAGGCGCCGCCUCGGCCACUUCUAGCGCCAUCCAGAGUCCGGGACAGCCGGGGUCGCCCUCCGUCAGCAAGAAACGCCACAGCAGCAAGUCUGCGGAACCAGUGAAGACACAAUCCCACCCUGUUACUGGAGAGAUACAGCUUCAAAUCAACUAUGACAAGCAGCUGGGGAACCUGAUUGUUCACGUGCUCCAAGCCAGGAACCUGUCCCCCCGAGACAACAACGGAUACUCCGACCCCUUCGUCAAAGUCUACCUCCUCCCGGGGAGGGGUCAGGUCAUGGUUGUCCAGAAUGCCAGUGCUGAGAAUAAGAGGAGAUCAAAACAAGCUGGCCAGAGUCUGAACCCAGAGUGGAACCAGACUGUUAUCUAUAAGAACAUCCACCUGGAACAGCUGAGGAAGAAACUGCUGGAGGUGAGCGUGUGGGACUAUGACAAGUGCUCCUCCAACGACUUUCUGGGAGAGGUGUUGAUGGACCUGUCCAACACAGCUAACAUGGAUAACGUCCCACGCUGGCUCCCUCUGAAGGAACAGAGUGAGGGAGAGCACCACCGGCGCUCCCUUUCAGCACAGGGGCGCCAGCACUCCCCCAAGCCCCCCUCGCAGCACGCCUCCCCCAAAACCCCUGCCCACGGUAACCAGGACUCCCCCAAGCCCCCCUCGCAGCACGCCUCCCCCAAAACACCCGCCCACGGGAACCAGGACCCGCCCAAGUCGUCGGUCAUCAAGAGCCGGAGCCACGGGAUCUUCCCUGAUCCAGCCAAGGACACGCAGGUGCCCACUAUUGAGAAAUCUCACAGUAGCCCCGGCACAUCGAAGCCUUCCCCGUCCGAGGGCCACAGCCAACAUACGCCACGCGCGGCUCCACGUGCGGCACCUCGCAAAAGUGCAAGGCAACACCAGCAGGAUGGCGCCGGCGGUGUCGCUGUAGCAACGGGUGAAGCUCCGGCUCCGCAGCAACAGCACCGCCUCCAACCAAUCUCCUACCCCCCAGCCCAAAGAGGCCGCCUCUCCCUGAGGCACCACAGACACACCAUAGUGGGCGUGCUCACCAUUCAGAAAGCCCAAUCCGAUUCGCUCCCCGCCCCGCCGGGCCCGGCAGCUUCGGCCACUGGGAGCCAAGCAGACGGCAGACACCUGACCUUCAGGAAAGCCUUGUCUGAAGAGAGGCCACAGAGAGAAGGAGCACGGCCCGGCAGGUCCGGCGACGCCCCGCUAACAGCCGCCUCAUUGGACAGCGGUCUGAGUGGCAGUGCUCACAGCCUAUUGGAGGAUGAGGGUGGGACUAAUGCCGUGGACAGUGCCAUCUUCCAGGUCCCUCGGUUUGGGAAGAUUCCAAAUGGCACUGACGUGAUGAUGUCACCAAUGGGCCAUAUGGACUCUGAGGGUAAGACCCAGGUAAUGGGAGAGAUCAAGAUAGCUCUGAGGAAGGAGCUAAAGACAGAGGGAGACCAGCUGGUGUUGGAGAUUCUCCAGUGCAGAAACAUCACCUACAAGUUCAAGUCUCCAGACCACCUGCCAGACCUCUAUGUGAAGCUGUAUGUGGUGAACAUUGCGACCCAGAAGAGGAUCAUUAAGAAGAAGACCCGGGUAUGUCGUCACGACCGCGAGCCCUCCUUCAACGAGACCUUCAGAUUCUGCAUGAACCCCACCGGCCACUCUCUGCAGCUCUUCCUGGUGUCCAAUGGGGGGAAGUUCAUUAAGAAGACCCUGAUCGGAGAGGCCUACAUCUGGCUGGAUAAGGUGGACGUGCGGAAGCGAGUGGUCAGCUGGCACAAACUGCUGGCUAGCUCUGCUCAGAUCCACUCCUAAAGAACCUACUGUUAACCUUGUCUAUUCUAUAGGCUCUUAACUCGCAGAGAGAAAGACGAGGAUGGCUAGGGCGCUCGAGUUUACUGUCUCCAUCACUGAUCCACUCUUUAUGGACCUACUGGACAUACUCACAGGUCCACCAUUGGGGUCGGGCGAGGACCGUUAGGGUGCAGGAGUUAGACAUCUCUUACGCAUCCUGUGGAUCUUGAGUUUUGGUGUCAAGGGUCAGGGGUCAGCGUUUGAAUUGCUUGAGCUGUGACUGGGGAUUGGCUAGUGGGGAGGAAGUAGGUAUGUGUUUACAGGAAAUUAACUUGUGUUUACAGGAAUUAGUGUAGCCAGGGCAGGGAGGAGGACAUUGAGGCAACAAAGCAAGAACAGAAUCAACCAGGUAUUACACACUCUCACACACACAGUGAAAAACACAUUCAAACACACCACAAAGAAAGAUGAUCGUAAGAGACUGACACAUAAAUACAGGGGAUGGACAUGUUUAGAUUCUCUCAUUGCUUUAUUUGACUGGAGAUGUUUUUAUUUAUGAAUGACAUUUUAACUACCUGUGGAUUCCCCUCAUGGCUUUGUAUAUUGUUAGAAGAAUUUAAUUAAUUUAUGAAGCAUUUUGGGAAUUAAAUGUUGAAGAUUUAUUAUAUGGAGAUUGCACCUCUUAUUUUUGUAUUAUAAUUAUGAUUAUUAGAGUUUUAUUGAUUAUUCUCCUCAAUUGUUUAAGUACUGAAUGAUGAAUGAAGAAUUUUUUACCCAGGGACGCACAGUAUAUUUUGUGACAUACUCUCACUUUAAUUCUAAUUCUCGAUUUGAAAUGACUCCCUCAUCUGGCACAAGGUACAAAGACCUUGGCAAGCAUGUUUUUACAUUUUGGGACAACAAUAUUUCCCCUUCUCUUCUUUCUCUAGAUGUAAAUUUAGAUGCUGAUAUAUCAGAUAUAUUAUAUAAACAUUGUUCUAAGUAUAAUUGGUGUGGUUUUAACAGACUGGGUAGUCUUGUGCACAGGGUCAUGUUUAUUAGGCACCAAAUGGAAGAAAACAGACUGAAACAAGGAGGGACUACCUGGUGUUGUCCAGGAAGAAAUACUCAUUUUAGUUUUCAGUUGCAAAAUGUUUUCUGCUGGGUGACCUAAUGAACGUGACAGUGAAAAGUUGCAUUGUUGCCUUUGAGGUUGACUUUGUAUAUAGUUGAGUACACUGUCGUUGUGAGAGAUAAAUAGAUAUAUUCUUAUCACAGACAAUCCGUUGUGGAUGAUUGUGGCUUAACGUUUUAUUUUUGGAAUGUGAAAUAUUGGGCACAGGUUUUAGCUGUGAUUCAAGCCUGGUUUUCCUCCUAGUAAGAUACACAGUGAACUGCUAUGCGUAAGACUAGCAUAGUUCUGACUUCUCCUUACAUUCACACAUUUGAAAUAUCUCUUCACAUGCACACUUUCAUGUUUUACUUAGCACUUUGUCAAGUUAUCGAAUGUAUAGAUGAAUAUACAGUAUGUCCCCACUCGUAGAGAAAUAUAAUAUAUAUAAGUAUGUCAAAUGAAUAUAUUAAAUAAAUGAGGAUAAUGAUAAUGAUAGUAAUAUAAUAUAGUUGACCAUACUUGAUUACCCUCUUGGCCUGUGUAUAGUAAAGUGUGUCCCAUGGUUCAUAUAUCAGGGUCCCCUCCAAACAGUUGUCAAUCUAUACAUUGGAUGGGUGGGUGGGGUGGGGGAGUAGGUGGAUGUGGCAUGCUUUAGACGGUUUCUGUUGGUGUGUCUAUCUCCAUCACAUGUCUAGGUACAAACUAUCCUAUUGGGCUCUCUGUUUCUCUAUGGGGAGAGGUUGGUAGCUGGGGCUAUUGUUUGAACAUGAGUUCAAUCAAAGUUGCUUUGAUUAAGAAAUGCUACAAUGCUCCUGGGUGGUGCAGUGGUCUAAGGCACUGCAUCGCAGUGCUAGCUGUGGCACCAGAGACUCUGGGUUCGAGCCCAGGCUCUGUCGCAGCCGGCCGCGACCGGGAGGCCCAUGGGGCGGCGCACAAUUGGCCUAGCGUCGUCUGGGUUAGGGAGGGUUUGGCUGGCAGGGAUAUUCUUGUCUCAUCGCGCACUAGCGACUCCUGUGGCGGGCCGGGUGUAGUGCACGCUAACCAGAUCGCUAAGUGUAUGGUGUUUCCUCCGACACAUUGGUGCGGCUGGCUUCCGGGUUGAAUGCGCACUGUGUUAAGAAUCAGUGCGGCUUGGUUGGGUUGUGUUUCAGAGGACGCAUGGCUCUCGACCUUCGCCUCUCCCGAGUCCGUACGGGAGUUGCAGCGAUGAGACAAGACAGUAACUACUAACAACUGGAUACCAUGAAAAUUGGGGACCAAAAGGGGGUAAAAAAAAUAAGAAAUUAUUAUGUUUUGGUAUGUUUGUCAUAGUCCUGGUGACACAUUUAUUUUUGCUGGUGUGCAUCUACUAUUUGCUAUGGGCUGGUGUGCAUCUCUAAGCUACGGACCUGUGAGAUUUGAAGGUGUGUAACGUGGCUUUCAGUUGAAAGGACACAGAGUGAUGUCCUGCCUAGGGUCAAGGUGUGUGAGGGCUGGUUGGUUUAAUGGCGACCUUUUGACCUUUGAUCUUUGCCAAACAUUGACCAAACACCACAGGUUCUCUCCAGCUGAUUCUAUGCAACAUAGACUUCGUGUUGUGACUGUGUCUGAAUUAUCAAUCUAGAUUCUACAGUCUGAAUUAGCCAUGCAUUUUAGGGGACAAUGGGUUAUUCUGUUUGUGUAUUGUUCACAUGUAUAGUUUUUUUACUGCCUUGAAGUUUGGGAAUGAAUAAGAACAUAUAGCUCUUUGAUUUGUAUAAGUAUGCUUUCACAUACCGUUAAAUGCAACUUUAAUUAUUGCACACAAGCUGUUGUUUUCAUAUGUUUUUUACAUCAUCAAAUGUUAGAUGUAAGUUACAUAGCUAAUUGGAAAGGUAUUUUGUUUUCAGCAAAAUUAUCCAGGGCUUAUAUUUCAACCCAGAAACUCAGUCUUCAGCCCAAUGUCCCAGCAGACUCACACACACACACACACACACACACACACACAGUAGUGACUCUUCACAUAGACUAGAAUCUAAGGAGACACUUUCUUAACACCAGAGCCACGUUCCCAACAGAUUCUAGCUUUUCACUGAGUUUUUAUGCACCCCCACUUUUGAAUAGUUUUAUUUUUCCAGUAUAUAUGUAAUUUGAAAAAUGACCAAAAAAAGUUUAACAAUGUUGAACCUGAUGUUCUAUCUAAAACGGUUACCCACCUGAAAUUGAUAUUUUUUGAUACCAGUGUGCGUGAGUAGUUUCUUCAUACCACACCCAUGCAUGGCCAAGUCCUCCUGAAAGUGACCUCCCUUUCCUAUGUGUGUUAUCGAGCUAAGAUCUACACACACACACACACACACACACACACACACACACACACACACACACACACACACACACACACACACACACACACACACACACACACACACACACACACACACACACACACACACACACACACACACACACAGAAAUGCCAUCUCUUUAUAUCCUACCUUGUAAAUACAUAUAUUUUUUUUUCUACAAGAGGAAACCGAAAGAUUUCCUUGAUAUCUGACAUUAACACAUAUGAUGACGGGAUGAGAACACAAGCAGUAUGUUACUCUCUUGACAUGGCAGAAUACCUACAGGACUUAGAUGGAGUAAAGACCUUAUAAACCUUGCCCUUACACCGGACACAACAGAGUUUUACCAGAGGAUACAAACACAGACAAACCUAGUUGCAGGAGAAUUUAAAUGUGCUCACAACAAUGGAUGUUGCAUGUUUAGUUGGUGGUUCGUUCAUACUAUUUUUGUGUCCAGAAAUUCUAUUUAAAAAGAAAAGAUAGAGAGAUCAAACGUUACGAGGGGAACGACAUUCUGAAGAAUAAUUCUCAGAUUAUUUAAAGAUGUAUGCUGACUGUACAAAGAGUAUGCUUGUAAAAUCCCUCUGGUUUUCCACUUCUAUGUAAACAGAAAAAUCUAAUGUCAUGGUUUUGUGAUUGUACACAGGAGGUAUUGAUAAAUUAUGCAAAUUGUGGUGUAAAAACAACGGCUGUUGCCCCAAGUCUAAAUAUUAAAUAUCUGUACAAAGAAAACAA
Oncorhynchus keta (chum salmon) is the source of this 20287-nucleotide messenger RNA. RefSeq names its product piccolo presynaptic cytomatrix protein a (gene pcloa). The coding region runs from base 260 to 16177 and encodes 5305 amino acids. Gene Ontology annotation, cellular component: axon; glutamatergic synapse; GABA-ergic synapse. The record is from RefSeq and is a predicted model, not a curated record. Gene Ontology annotation, biological process: protein localization to synapse; presynaptic active zone assembly. Gene Ontology annotation, molecular function: protein binding; structural constituent of presynaptic active zone; metal ion binding. NCBI's taxonomy places the organism in Eukaryota, Metazoa, Chordata, Actinopteri, Salmoniformes, Salmonidae. The transcript has 27 exons.